Molecule: messenger RNA, 1439 nt
Organism: Mytilus trossulus (common blue mussel)
Lineage: Eukaryota; Metazoa; Mollusca; Bivalvia; Mytilida; Mytilidae
Exons: 7
Coding region: 77-1012 (311 amino acids)
Source: RefSeq, a predicted model, not a curated record
UCAUACUUUUAAGUAAAAGCUCAACUUUGUUAGUAAACAACAGUCAAUUUAUUCUUAAGUGCUUAUUUCACAAAACAUGAUUAUCGGUAUGAUAUACAUGUAUUUAUUGUAUGCCCUGGUGUGUUCCUCUGUGACAAGCACAUCAGGUGAAACACUUUCAUGGAAAUUGGACACAGUACCAGCGGUUUUUGGAGAAGAUGUUCAAUUAUCAUGCUUCAUUUCUAACUAUACAAGUAGGGCAAAUAUGAACCGAAGAUGGUCGAUUCGAAGAAACAUUCAUGGAAUUACAUUGAACGGUAUAUCAAGAUAUCCAUAUAAAUAUAGUGAGCAUAUGGAUAAGAAGAUUGGUGUAUCAACGUUACGAAUUCACAAUUUUAGCUUACAUGACGUAAAUAUCAUUUACGAAUGUGCAUAUGGGUUUUUGAUUGACAGAAAGAUGCUCAUACUAUCUAAAUUCAAAUUUGAAAAACAUCCUCAAAGUCUUCUGAAAGCAACAGUUGAGACCGACACAGAAUGUACUUGCAGAGGAAAUGUUACCUUAGAAAAUGUUUUUCCUCAACCAUAUUGUAAAUCUACUUUGAAUAAAAAGGACGUAACGUUACCAUAUUUUCAAGUUAACACAGAAAAACGUGGGUUAUUUUUUACUACUGAUAUUAAGCUGGUCUAUACACAUAGAGACGAUGUUGAAAUGGGAAAAUGGAUUGUUGUUUGUGAUGUAGGGAGUAAACGGAUUGUUGUAAUUAACGAAACGAUGAACUGUACUUUAAACGGUACAAUGGAAACCAGAAUUGAUAUACAACGAGUAGCUGGAAUUCUUUCUGUUUGCUUUUUGAUGUCUAUUCCAUUUAUGUGUUUAAUGUACGUUCUCUCUAAGAACAACAACACGAAAUUAUUAGCACUCCUACAUAAUUGCUAUCAGAAGAAGAGGCAAGGGCCAAAAGAUUCAUUAAAACAACACCGGAAGACAGACGAAGAAAUGGCAUUACAAAAUGAUGUAGAAGGGGUAACAUGAUGAAUUCCAGGAUAAAUUAGCAAAUGAUAUUCUUCAAUGGAAAUCCAAUUUCUAUAAAUCUGCUAUGAUUUACUUAUUCAUACAUGUAUAUUGAUUGUCGUGAAUCAGUAAAAUUGCAGUCGUGGAGUUUGAAUUCGAUUUUAAAAAUUGUCUAAAGAUAGAACAAAGUAUUGACAUACUUUGCUUCAACAUUACCGUUCUAAUUUAAGCAAAUAUCCGUGGACAUUCUCCUUAUGUACCCUUAAGUUGACUUUCGUUGUAAAAUGUAUAGGCUUAUGAUCAAUUUUAAGGUAGUUUGAAUACUGUUAUGUUUCUAAUAUGUUAUGUUUUGUUGUAAUGUGUAUACUUGUAAAGGUAUAUUGUUGUUGUACUACAAAGUUAUGAUUGAGAGAGUUUAAGUAUAUUUUUGGAAGAACUUAUGUUUAUA